Molecule: messenger RNA, 585 nt
Organism: Chrysochloris asiatica (Cape golden mole)
Lineage: Eukaryota; Metazoa; Chordata; Mammalia; Afrosoricida; Chrysochloridae
Gene: APOO
Product: apolipoprotein O
Exons: 7
Coding region: 1-585 (194 amino acids)
Biological process (GO): cristae formation
Cellular component (GO): MICOS complex
Source: RefSeq, a predicted model, not a curated record
AUGCUGACAAUUGCUUCUGUGUUUCAGGCAAUUCAGAGAUCCGUGGGACCCGCCAGCCUGAGUCUGCUCACCUUUAAAGUCUAUGCAUCACCAAAGAAGGACUCACCCACCAAAAACUCUGUCAAGGUUGAUGAGCUUUCACUCUACUCAGUUCCAGAAGAUCAAUCUAAAUAUGUGGAGGAGCCAAGAACCUUACUUGAGGAAAACAUUUCACAGCUCCGACACUUUUGCGAGCCAUAUACAAGUUGGUGUCAGGAAAAGUACUUCUACACUAAGCCCAAGAUGCAGAGUAUUGCUCAGUGGGGAGUAGACAGCUAUGAAUAUCUCAAGAAUGCACCUCCUGGAUUUUUCCCAAGACUCGGUGUUAUUGGGUUUGCUGGCUUUGUUGGACUCCUUUUCUCUAGAGGCUCAAAAAUAAAGAAGUUGGUAUAUCCACCUGGUUUCAUGGGAAUAGCUGCUUCUGUCUAUUAUCCACAACAAGCCAUCAGCUUUGCCCAGGUCAGCGGGGGAAUAUUAUAUGAAUGGGGUUUGCAAGGAUACAUAGUCAUAGAAGAUUUGUGGAAGAACUUUCAAAAGAAUUAUUGA